This is a messenger RNA of Pieris rapae (cabbage white), 1805 nucleotides long. RefSeq names its product coiled-coil domain-containing protein 130 homolog. The record is from RefSeq and is a predicted model, not a curated record. Gene Ontology annotation, cellular component: U2-type spliceosomal complex; post-mRNA release spliceosomal complex. Lineage: Eukaryota; Metazoa; Arthropoda; Insecta; Lepidoptera; Pieridae. The coding region runs from base 191 to 1285 and encodes 364 amino acids. The transcript is spliced from 4 exons. Gene Ontology annotation, biological process: mRNA splicing, via spliceosome.
UUAAGUAAUAAGUUGUAGUGGGCAAAUUGUUAUUGUAUAUUUGUGUAAUUUUUUGUAAUCAAAUUAACACUUCAAAUAGAUUCCUUAAUAUUCGAGUAUUCACUCAAUAUUCAUUGAUAUUUGAGUUUAAUAGAAAAAAUCGUCAAGUUUAGACUGUUAUCAUUUCGUUGCAGAUAAAUUAAACAACAAAAUGGGUGAACGAAAAGGACAAAACCUUUAUUAUCCUCCUGACUAUGACCCUAAGGUUGGAGGAUUAAAUAAAUUUAUGGGUACUCAUGCUUUACGAGAGAGGGCCAGAAAAUUACACAUGGGCAUUCUAAUAAUACGGUUUGAAAUGCCAUAUAAUAUAUGGUGUGAAGGAUGCAAUAACCAUAUUGGUAUGGGUGUAAGAUACAAUGCUGAGAAGACAAAAAUUGGAAUGUACUAUAGUACCCCAGUUUAUCAAUUUCGAAUGAAGUGUCACUUAUGUGAUAAUCAUUUUGAAAUUAAAACUGAUCCUGGUAAUCUAGAUUAUGUUAUUGUGUCUGGAGCUAGACGUCAAGAGAACAGAUGGGACCCUACAGACAAUGGCCAGAUUGUACCUGAAACAAAGGAAACACAGAAAAAACUAUUUGAUGAUGCUAUGUUCAAGUUAGAACAUAAGACAGGAGACGAGGAAGCUAGUAAAUUGGAUAAACCACGCCUUGGACGCCUAGUAGGACGCAAUGAAAAUGUGUGGAAAGAUGACUAUGAUGCUAACUGUGCGUUAAGGAGAAACUUUAGGAAGCGAAGAAAAGAAUUAGAAGCAUCUGCUGUAAAUGACAGUUUACUCCUUGCAAAAUCAUCGCUUGACAUCAAUCUGCUCCCGGAAAAUGAUGAUGAUAGAAAUAUGGCUGCCCUACUCUCACUGAGACCCUCUCGAAGUAUUGAAGAGAAACAAACAGUCACACGAAACAAAAUUAUGAAUACCCCCGCCCUUCAAAGUAGUAGUGGACUCAUAACUAGCUUUGGGGGACUUAAAAAAGAAGAAUCCUUAAGUAAACAACAUGUUCUUACUAGAAAUAAUUUAGGUGUUGUUAUAAAAAAAAAUAAAGUUGAGAAAAAUUAUUUGGAUGAAAAACUUAAUGUAAACGAUAGUAGUGUUCAUAGUCCUUUAAUACAAAAUGAAGAUAUUCAAAAGGAUGAUACAGGUUUAGAUAAGAUAAACAACCAACAAAAUAAAAGAGAAUUAGUGGAUGGAAAAUGUAAGGAAAAAGUUUUGUCUUUGGUAGGUGAUUAUAGUUCAAGUGGAGAAAAUUCAGAGUGAGAAAGAAAUAGUGAAACACAUACGACAUUUAAAUCUUUGGGCUAACUCUAUGGGAUUUUAUUAUGCUCAACUCUUUCUGUUAUAUAAAUAAUAUAUAUUGACAUGUUCUUUUCAAAGUUAGUGACUUUGGGUUUAUUGCAUUAUUAACGAUAUAGAAUAUUUUAAAACAAAAACAUUCAAGUAACGUAUAGGCGUCAUAUAUAACGUAGACUACUAGUGUCCCGACCCGGCUUUGCACGGGUGGACAUUUAUUUUUAAAUAUUUUUUGUAGAUUUCUUGAGAGUUUUCUCUAGAGUUCUUUAAUAUUGUGGAACAUUGUUUUGCUGGCAUUUCUUACACCUUGGGUAACAUUAUUGUAGUUUUAAUAAUACGGUAGGUUGUGAACUUUUUAAAAUCGAUCCAGUACUUUUUGAGCCAAUUAGUUAAAAACAUACUUCCAUGCAAAUCUUUCCUACUUAUAAUAUUAGUAUAGAUAGAGCAUUUAUUAGUUACUAUUAAAAUAAAACAUUGUUUAAUGAAA